UCAGGCGCUGCUGCGGCCGCCUCUUUCGGGUCUUAGGAGCCGCGGUGGCGACGGCGGCUUGGGGAAAGAUGGCGGCGACCUGGUGGCGAGUCGCGUUGUACGGGAGUUGGAGGUGGCGGGGCUUCAGCACCUCAGCCGCCCUGAGCCGCCGGACCGCUCCUCUGGGGCCCAUGCCCAACGAGGUCAUCGACGUGAGCAACCUGGAGCGGCUGAAGAAGUACCGCAGCUUCGACCGCUACCGGCGCCGGGCGGAGCAGGAGGCUCGGGACCCGCACUGGUGGCGGACCUACCGGGAGCAUUUCGGAGAGGAGUCAGUUCAGGAGCUCCCUAAGGGUGGGGAUCCUGCCUGUCUUGACCACCAUUGGAUCCUUGCACCCGCACAGUGCUUGGCACACCCCAAAGACAAGAUUGACAUUGGGUUGCCUGCACCUAAGGUCUGCCGGACCCAACAGCUGUUGGAGCGGAAGCGGGUCCUCCAGGCACUGCGGGCCAAUGUGGAGGAGGAACGGGCCGCUCGCCUCCGCACAGCACGCAUCCCACUGGAGGCAGUGAGGGCUGAGUGGGAGAGGACCUGUGGCCCCUACCACAAGCAGCGUCUGGCUGAACACUACGGCCUCUAUCGAGACCUGUUCCACGGGGCCACCUUCGUGCCCCGAGUCCCCCUGCAUGUGGCCUACGCUAUAGGCGAGGACGACUUGGUGCCUGUGUACUACGGCAAUGAGGUCACUCCAACUGAGGCUGCCCAGGCCCCGGAGGUGACCUAUAAGGCAGGCGAGGGCUCCAUGUGGACACUGCUGCUCACCAACUUGGAUGGACACCUGCUGGAACCGGAUGCCGAGUAUUUGCACUGGCUGCUAACCAACAUCCCAGGCAACAGGGUGGCUGAAGGACAGGAGACGUGUCCCUACCUGCCCCCCUUCCCUGCCCGAGGCUCCGGCUUCCACCGCUUUGCCUUUCUGCUCUUCAAGCAGGACAAGCCAAUCGACUUCUCUGGGGACACCCGGCCCUCACCCUGCUACCAGCUUGCCCAGCGGACCUUCCACACUUUUGAUUUCUACAAGAAACACCAAGAUGCCAUGACUCCAGCUGGCCUGGCCUUCUUCCAGUGCCGCUGGGAUGACUCGGUCACCCACAUCUUCCACCAGCUCCUGGACAUGCGAGAGCCUGUGUUUGAGUUUAUGCGGCCGCCCCCUUAUCACCCUAAGCAGAAGCGCUUCCCCCACCGGCAGCCCCUGCGCUACCUGGACCGGUACAGAGACAGUCACGAACCCACCUAUGGCAUCUACUGAGUGGCUGGAGUGCCACCCCCCUCAGAGAGUGGACUGGGCCUCUCAGGCCACCCUGUCAGGCUCCGCAGGCGGGAGCAAUAGAGACACAGUGCCAAGGGGGGCAAGCAUUGGGGUUCUCCGGCCUGCCUGAGGCAGCCCCUCUGCUGCCCUCCCAGCAGGCCCAGGGCUUGGAAGUGAAGAAAGCUGGGGAGUUGGGGGUAUGAAUAUAUUGAUUUUUGCUGUA
Messenger RNA from Lagenorhynchus albirostris (white-beaked dolphin), 1512 nucleotides. RefSeq names its product mitochondrial ribosomal protein L38 (gene MRPL38). Gene Ontology annotation, cellular component: mitochondrial large ribosomal subunit. The coding region runs from base 69 to 1289 and encodes 406 amino acids. The record is from RefSeq and is a predicted model, not a curated record. The transcript has 10 exons. Lineage: Eukaryota; Metazoa; Chordata; Mammalia; Artiodactyla; Delphinidae.